GUGGGCUGCAGGCCCCGGGCGGUUGCCAGGCGCGCGUGCGAGCGGGCUGCGGGCAUGGGCGGCCUGCGGCUGCUGGCGGUCGCCCUCACGUGCAGCUGCUGGUGGCCGCAGGGCGGCCAGGGCAAGACCCUGCGGGGCAGCUUCAGCAGCGCCGCGGCCCGGGACGCCCAGGGCCAGAGCAUCGGCCAUUUCGAGUUCCACGGUGACCAUGCUCUUCUAUGUGUCAGAAUCAACAACAUAGCAAUGGCUGUUGGGAAAGAAGCUAAACUCUACCUGUUCCAAGCCCAGGAGUGGCUCAAGCUUCAGGAGAGCAGUCCUGAGUAUAGCUGUAGUGAGAGGCUAUCCAGAGCUCAGUUGACAAUGACAAUGAACCAGACGGAACACAACCUGACAGUGUCCCAGAUUCCGGCUCCCCAAGUGUGGCAUGUGUUCUAUGCAGACAAGUACACCUGCAGAGAGGGCGUGGCAAGCCCCCAGCUGGAAGACAUCCCGUUUGAAAUGGUGUUGUUAAACCCAGAUGCUGAAGGAAAUCCAUUUGACCAUUUUAGCGCUGGAGAAUCUGGGCUGCAUGAGUUCUUUUUCCUCCUAGUCCUAGUGUACUUUGUGACUGCCUGCAUUUAUGCUCAGUCGCUGUGGCAGGCUAUUAAGAAGGGAGGACCCAUGCACAUGGUCUUAAAGGUCCUGACGACUGCAUUGCUGUUACAAGCUGCUUCCGCCUUAGCUAAUUACAUUCAUUUCUCCAGGUACUCCAAGGAUGGACUAGGGGUGCCUCUUAUGGGAAGUCUGGCCGAAGUUUUUGACAUUGCCUCCCAGAUUCAGAUGCUGUACCUGCUUCUGAGCCUGUGCAUGGGGUGGACAAUCGUCAGAAUGAAGAAGUCUCCCAGCAGACCUCUGCAGUGGGAUUCCACCCCUGCGUCCACAGGCAUUGCGGUGUUCAUUGUUGUAACCCAGAGCAUUUUGCUGCUUUGGGAGCAGUUUGAAGACACUCGUCACCAUAGCUCCCAUUCACACCACAGCUUAGCAGGGGUCCUUCUGAUCGUCCUAAGGAUUUGCCUGGCACUGUCGCUGGGCUGUGGCCUCUACCAGAUCAUCACCAUGGAGAGGAGCACGCUCAAGAGGGAGUUCUACAUCACAUUCGCCAAAGGCUGUAUCUUGUGGUUCCUAUGCCAGCCUGUGCUCGCCUGUGUUGCUGUAAUAUUUAAUGACUACCAAAGAGAUAAGGUUAUCACAAUCGGUGUUAUCCUUUGCCAGUCUGUUUCCAUGGUAAUUCUGUAUAGACUCUUCCUGUCCCACAGUCUGUACUGGGAAGUUUCUUCACUUUCCUCAGUGACACUACCACUGACCGUUUCAUCUGGACACAAAAGUCGCCCUCACUUCUGAAGCUCGACUGUUGUGGGAAGAGCAUGGAUCGGAUGCGUGCAAUAAGUAAGGGUCCAGGCGCAGUGACUUGUCUCGUGCCUCUGCUGUGAAAAGCAGCGAAGACAGAGUGGGUUGAUUAUGGCACUGCAUUGCAGCAGUGCCGAAACUCAAAGGUAAUAAACGCGCUGAACGAACUCAACAGUAAACUUGUGAGAGAGUGUUGUUUCACGGUGAUGUGGAAAUAAACGUGACAGAGCGACUCGAGUGACAUGCGGUCAGGUGUUCACACUUGCAGUGCCUCAUCAGUGUCGAACUCCGUCCGACAGGCUUCAACAGUGUCCACUCAAGCGAUCACGCUUACACGUACCCAGCUAGCCCAGGCGUGAUGUCAGUGGGGGUGCUGAUUGUAGGACACUUUUCCUGCUUUAAAGAAUGCGCAUCUCACAUUACAAUGUAAAGGAAUUGGAAAUGAAAUGAUUUCAAGAAAUAAAUAAAUAACAUUAAGUGA
Mesocricetus auratus (golden hamster) is the source of this 1867-nucleotide messenger RNA. It is a transcript of the gene Gpr180, whose product is annotated as G protein-coupled receptor 180. Gene Ontology annotation, biological process: response to pheromone; G protein-coupled receptor signaling pathway. The coding region runs from base 55 to 1380 and encodes 441 amino acids. The transcript is spliced from 9 exons. NCBI's taxonomy places the organism in Eukaryota, Metazoa, Chordata, Mammalia, Rodentia, Cricetidae. The record is from RefSeq and is a predicted model, not a curated record.